UUGUUUUCCUGUUAGGCGGCCAGUUUAAGUUGCCAUAGCAGGCGAUGGCUGUGCCUUACAUUGAUCACACACGAUAACCGUCAUACUGCUGGCCACAUGGCUCAUGUCAGCAUGGACUCCUUCAGUGAAUCUGACACCAAUGACAGACCCACGGGGCAUCGAUCGCGGGUCAGAAAGCGCCGAACGAGGCCUGACAGCGCAUUUCCCAGGGACACUCAUGUAUCGGACAUAUCGGACAAAAUAGGCACUUUAGCAAACACUCUACAAGAUACAAGCCGAAAUCUAAACAAAGUAGAUCGGAUGUUGGGACAAUAUAAGGAUCACACAGAUGACCAAGCUGAAGCCAUAGCAACACUUAGGGAGAGCUUAGAGGAGUCCAUCCAGCAUCUACAGGCGCAGCAGCUAAGAAGAUCCACUGGUGGGUGGAGCACCUCCCUCUCCACACUGCACACCAGUGACCUGGAAGAUGGCAGCGCCACAGAUAUCAGACGCCACCUACCCACAUCCCUUCUAAGAGAUUAUGGCAGUGCAGGCACAGACAACAGAAGACGGUCUAGAUCUGUCGCUGUGCAUUUCACAGACUCCACUCAAGCUGACGAGCAGAUUCAUUCAUUGCAUCAGUCCUCAGAGACUUGCAGAGUGAUCAGCUUCUGAUUGGUGAUGACAUUGAUAGAGAGAUCAGGAGAAGAAACAGAAUUGAUAUGGAAACCAAGAAAACACUGGAGAAUCUUGCAGGCCACAUAAAGGCAUCACAGAAAGAAGAACCUGUUUCAUUACGGGUGGAGAGACGUUUACAGGAGAUUGAAGAUGAGAUGCGCUCAAGGAUUUCUGAAAGACAUCACAGAGAGAAGCCAAAAAGCAUGUCUGGUGAACUGCAGGAGGCUUUGAGAAGACAUGACUCCCAAACCCCAGAGGCUGAUGAGAACUUCAGAAAUAGACUGCAGAGAUCAGAGAAUGAGAGAAGCAAGAUGCAACAGGAAAUGGAGAGGCUCAGAGAGCAGCUGGAUCAAUCAGAAGGUGGACGAGACACCCUUCUCCAGAAGAUGGAUGGCAUGCGUUCACAGCUUCUGAGGAUGGAGAAGGAGCGGUUAGAUUUGCAAAGGAGA
Messenger RNA from Puntigrus tetrazona (Sumatra barb), 1106 nucleotides. Its product is annotated as centrosomal protein of 128 kDa-like. The transcript is spliced from 11 exons. The record is from RefSeq and is a predicted model, not a curated record. Lineage: Eukaryota; Metazoa; Chordata; Actinopteri; Cypriniformes; Cyprinidae. Bases 97 to 654 code for a protein of 185 amino acids.